UAUAAAAUUACAUAAAAAAUAACAACAAUGAAAUCAAAAAUUGUAAUAAAUGAAAUUCAAUCCAAAUGUCGUAUUUGUUUAUGUGAAAAUGUUGAUAUUAUUGAUAUUUAUUCCAUUGAUGAAAACUGUGGUAAAAUUAGUUCAGCUGUUAUGGAAUGUUCAUCCGUACAUAUUGAGCCCGAUGAUGAAUUACCCACCAUUAUAUGUAAAAUUUGUUUAGUAAAAUUACGUGAAGCAUAUAAAUUUCGACAAUUAUGUCGUUUGUCCGAUCAAACAUUACGUCAAUAUAUUAAUUACAUUCUAAAUCAAACGACUACAGAAGUAUUAAUUAAUAAUAUUUUAAUAACAAAUAAUAUCAAUAAUUAUCAUACUGCACCAUCGAAUGUCGCUCAAUUGAUCUGUGAAACAAUACCAGUAAUAAUAAAACCAACCAAUGCGAAUAUUUUAAUAAAUACCGCACAAAAUGAUGGAUCUACUACGCAACAAUUACAAAAUAAUGGAUCUACUAUGCAACAAUUACAAAAUGGUGGUUCUGUUGUGCAACAAUUACCAAAUGGUGGAUGUACUACGCAAAAAUUACAAAAUGGUGGAUCUACGAUACAACAAUUACAAAAUGGUGGAUCUACUAUGCAACAAUUACAAAAUGGUGGAAUCCCAACCAUUUUAACCCAAACAAUAAAUGACAACUGUGAUCUAAUGAAAAUGCCUAUAAUGAUUAAAGUAGAAAAAACGAAAACUAACAACGAAUUUACAUCAUCAUCCAUGCAACAAGUUAAUAAAGUUGAAAGUGUGAGCUUGAGCCCUUUAACACUUGAGCAAGUCGAGCAAGCUAAUUUGGUCGAUCAAAUUUUAUCGUUAGAAGAAAACAGCUCGAGAACAACGAAAUUUGCAUGUAAAUAUUGCAAUAAAAUUUAUGAAACAAAUCAACAACUCACACGACAUGAAAAAACCACACACGGUGAGCGUAAAUUCAUCUGCAACAUUUGUGAACAAAAAUUUACAGAAAAAUCUGUGUUAAAAUCACAUAUGAUGGCAAAACACACACGCGAACGCCCCUUUAAAUGUCAAUAUUGUAUUAAAAGUUAUGUAUCUGGAUCACAUUUACGUACACACAUGCGGGUGCAUACGGGUGAGCUACCCUAUAAGUGUGAAACAUGUGAAAAAUGUUUUGCAUCCGUUAAUGUUUACAAAAAGCAUAUUAAAACACAUUCAAGCUUGCGUCCACAUCAUUGUACAAAAUGUCCAUUGACAUUUACACGUUUAGAGCUUUUACGAUGUCAUGUGACACGUGUACAUGAUGAAGAUGAUGAUGGCGACACAGCAUCGGAUACAUUUCAAAAAGAUGCAACUGAUUUUGAAGAGUGUAAAAUUUGUAAGAAGAAAUUUCAACGUAAAGAAUUAUUAAAACGUCAUAGUCGAACACACGCCAAUGAUAAAAAACAUAAAUGUAUAGAAUGUUUAAAAAGUUUUACAUGACGAUGGGACUUAAAACGUCAUUUAAUUAAGCAUAAACGACUACAAAUAGUGCUUGGCCCGCAAAAUA
Chrysoperla carnea is the source of this 1543-nucleotide messenger RNA. RefSeq names its product zinc finger protein 260-like. Gene Ontology annotation, biological process: regulation of DNA-templated transcription. Gene Ontology annotation, cellular component: nucleus. Bases 28 to 1476 code for a protein of 482 amino acids. The transcript is spliced from 3 exons. Lineage: Eukaryota; Metazoa; Arthropoda; Insecta; Neuroptera; Chrysopidae. The record is from RefSeq and is a predicted model, not a curated record. Gene Ontology annotation, molecular function: RNA polymerase II cis-regulatory region sequence-specific DNA binding; DNA-binding transcription factor activity, RNA polymerase II-specific; zinc ion binding.